AGCUUCUCCUCCCCAGCCUCCUCGCCAUUGCCCUCCGCCGUUGCUUCAGUACCGCCGCCGCAAUGCUCCUGCUGCCCCUUCCCAGCCGCCUCUUUUGCAAUAUCAGCGCCGACAAACCACUCCAUCUCGCCCACAUACCACUACCAAGCCUCCCACCCUCACAAAUCGUCCUCCAUUCACAACACUAGUAGUACGCAUUUGCAGUCCCUCCCAUGAGCUUGAAAUCCGGUUUAGCAAGCUUCUUCCUCCUCAAAUUCGGAAGUCUUUCUUCUUCGACUUCGACAUCGACCGCUGUUCGUCGUUGUAAUUUCGGUCAUCUUCGUCCAGUUCCUCCCAGUAAACGCGCGUUUACCUGCUUGGCAACUUCUUCACCACAAACAGCCGAAAAGUCCGACGGAGAGCUGUUAGUGGUGGUUGGUGGCGGAGCAGCUGGAGUGUAUGGAGCCAUUAGAGCCAAGUCCUUGGCGCCUCAUCUGAAUGUUCUAGUUGUGGAGAAAGGAAAGCUUCUGUCCAAGGUGAAAAUAUCUGGAGGAGGAAGAUGCAACGUCACGAACGGGCAUUGUCCAGACACCAAGAUUUUGGCUGAACAUUAUCCUAGAGGUCAUAGAGAGCUAAAAGGGUCUUUCUUCAACACUCAUGGCCCAGGAGACACCAUGUCGUGGUUUACAGAUCAUGGGGUGGCACUGAAGAUUGAGGAAGAUGGCAGAGUGUUUCCUAUCACCAACAAUUCAUCCUCAAUAGUUGAUUGUCUUCUGUCUGAGGCAAGAGAAAGGGGAGGAAAAACUGUUACUAGUGUAUCUGCUGGAGUCCAAGGAAAGUUUAUUCUGAAGGUUGAAAAACGUAGUGUUGAGUUCCUUGAAUAUUUAGAAGCUGACUAUUUACUGAUUGCAAGUGGCGGUAGCCGUCAGGGUUAUGAUCUUGCAGUUCAGCUUGGUCAUUCAAUUGUUGACGGAGUCCCAAGCUUAUUUACUUUCAAGAUUAAGGAUCCACUACUGUCAGAGUUGUCUGGGGUCACAUUUCUUAAGGUUGAAGCCUCCUUGAUACUGGAAAGUGACAAGAAGAAUAUCCCACACCUUACGCAGGCAUGCAUUUCUAUCUCUAGGCCCAAUGCUGGUUACACACUGGGGACUCAGUGGUCCUGUAAUUCUUCGACUGUCUGCAUGGGGGGCUCGGGAUCUGUUCAGAGCAGGCUACAAAGGUGCCGCUGUUUGGAUGUAGCGCUGCUUAUGGUGGAUGUUGUACCUGAUUUGAACAUUGAGGAUAUGAAGGCUAUCCUUAGCCAACAAAAGCAGAAAUUCUCAGGUCUGAAUUGUGAUACCUUGUGGGCAUCCGUAUCAAAUAACUCCAUAAAUUCUGUAGCAUAUCUGUUGAAGCAUUGCACAUUUGAAGUAGUAGGAAAGGGUCAGUACAAGGACGAAUUCGUCACUGCUGGAGGUGUUCCCUUAUCCGAGAUUUCAUUGAAGACAAUGGAAAGCAAGAUACGCCCAAAUCUCUUCUUUGCUGGAGAGGUAUUGAAUGUCGAUGGGGUGACUGGUGGUUUUAACUUUCAGAAUGCAUGGUCCGGUGGCUACAUUGCCGGAACAACCAUCGGUGAACUGGCAGCUAAAGCAGUUUGCUGAGCCCCUACAACAUGGCUUGGGAGAGUUGUAGGUGUUGAUGUCAUUGGACAAGGGAACAUGUCUCCUGCUAUUACAUGAGUGAUUAGUCCAUAGGUUCCCUUGUCCUUCAAAAAUCAAAGGAUUUAUUUACCAAUUUCUCAUUGUAAUAUACUUUACAUGUCUUAAGUUCUCUUAUUUCGUGGUAAUUUUGAAUGUUCGCAUUAGGAUUUUUGUUUUAAAGAGAAAAAACUAUGUAAUCUAGUCAAACGGAAUUAUCAGUGCCCUUGUUGAUCGGUGUAAUAUGAUUGACUAACCAC
Messenger RNA from Linum tenue, 1915 nucleotides. The record is from the annotation of a GenBank genome assembly. NCBI's taxonomy places the organism in Eukaryota, Viridiplantae, Streptophyta, Magnoliopsida, Malpighiales, Linaceae.